UGUCAAGGAACCGGCCCGGUUCCGACAUGUCUGAUUUGCACAGAUCACUGCGUGAAUGGAGUGUUGAUGCAAGGACCUGAGCAUGCCUCAACGGUAAGUACUAAGACUUCCAACAAAACCAAAAAGCCAAAAAAAACCAAACCAAAAACCAAAAAGGUUUCGAGCAAGACCUCCACCAAGACCACCACACUGCCUACGCCUACGACCUCGUCCAAACCCCCUACGGCCACCGCUCCCCCAACAUCGCCUACGCAGACCGCGAACCCCGCGGUCUGCCCGACUUCGUCGAACGGACAGUACACAUUCUGUGCUCAGCCCGCAUUCACCGAUGAGUUCGACACAUUCGACCUGUCCAAGUGGAAGCACGAAAUUACGAUGUCGGGUGGCGGCAAUUGGGAGUUUGAAUGGUACACCAACAACCGUACAAACUCGUUCGUGAAAGACGGCCUGCUCUACCUCAAGCCCACCCUCACCUCGGAUAACAUCGGUGAGGAUGCGGUCUCCGGCAAGACUCCGUUCACCAUGGACAUCAAUGGUGCCGAGAACGGUGUUCACUGCACUGAUCCAAGCUUCUACGGCUGUUCGCGCGGAAGCGAUGCGGGUGCUGGCCACAUCAUCAACCCCAUCCAAUCAGCUCGUAUUUCCACCUUCAACUCGUUCUCGAUGCGCUACGGCCGUGUCGAGGUCAAGGCCCAAAUCCCGUCCGGUGAUUGGAUCUGGCCCGCGAUCUGGAUGAUGCCCAAGUACGCAAGCUACGGCAACUGGCCUUCCUCCGGUGAGAUCGAUAUCAUGGAGAGCCGAGGGAACAAGCCCGAUGCAGCCUACCCAGGCCAAGGAACCGAGACUUUCGGAAGCACCCUUCACUGGGGACCGUCCUACCAGUACAACGGCUGGGCCCAGACACACAAAGACCGUUCUCUGCCCAGCGGUCAAAGCUUUGCCGAUGGUCUCCACGUUUAUGGUCUUGAAUGGACCCCCGAGUACAUCAAGACGUACGUCGAUACCCCGGACAAUGUCGUCCUCAACGUUCCGUUCAGCGCUGAUGGGUCCUUCUGGAACAAGGGUGUCACGAAGGCUGGCUUCCCUGCUACAUUCAACAACCCUUGGCAGGCUCCCUCGUGCCCUGCCGCGGCCCCUUUUGACCAGGAGUUCUAUAUUAUCCUGAACGUUGCCGUUGGCGGCACCAAUGACUUCUUUGCCGAACGCCCCAACAAGCCGUGGAAGGCCGGAUCUUCCACCGCGGCGGCAGACUUCUGGAAAAACCGUGCUCAGUGGCUUCCUACUUGGAAGGGUGACAAUGUUGCCAUGAAAGUGGACUCCGUGAAGGCUUGGAAGUUGUGCUAGAGGUAUCCUUCGGAAAGUCUCCAUUUGUAAUCACUGUAUAUUUGAUGUACAAAUCUACCGUUUCCGAUUCCACUGCGCUACUGCACCGGACGUUCCGUGAGCAAUCGCUGCUGGUUCAG
Messenger RNA from Fimicolochytrium jonesii, 1463 nucleotides. RefSeq lists its product as uncharacterized. The record is from RefSeq and is a predicted model, not a curated record. Lineage: Eukaryota; Fungi; Chytridiomycota; Chytridiomycetes; Spizellomycetales; Powellomycetaceae. The transcript has 3 exons. Gene Ontology annotation, biological process: carbohydrate metabolic process. Gene Ontology annotation, molecular function: hydrolase activity, hydrolyzing O-glycosyl compounds. Bases 67 to 1344 code for a protein of 425 amino acids.